Cuscuta europaea is the source of this 3724-nucleotide messenger RNA. The record is from the annotation of a GenBank genome assembly. NCBI's taxonomy places the organism in Eukaryota, Viridiplantae, Streptophyta, Magnoliopsida, Solanales, Convolvulaceae.
CCGCAACAUUACUUUACCAUUUUCUUCCUCAGAUUCUAAUCUCACCUCAGGACUGAGAAACAUAUCCAUUCUCUGUGUGUUCAUACAUACAUACGGAGUGGAGUAUCUCUUUCUUCUUCGGGUUCUUUCUGAUAUUCUUCCCUAUUAUCACCUGCAGCAAUGCACUAGCUCAUCUUCAAAUGAUCCCAUUCCCAUCAAUGCCUUCUUCAAUUUCUCCAUCGCUGCUUCUCUUCACCGUCCUUGUAUCAGCGUGCGCCGCCGCCAAUCGCAGCGCCGAAAACCUAGCCGAGAUCCAGGCACUUCACUCUUUCAAGCUCACUCUUCACGACCCGCUUGGCUCCCUAUACGACUGGGACUUCUCUUCUCCCGCAGCUCCCUGUGACUGGAGCGGCGUUUUUUGUGACAAUGACCGCCGUGUCAGUAAACUCAUCCUUCCCCGGCGGCAACUCAGUGGUCCACUCACGCCCCAAAUUUCGGGCCUUCCCUUUCUACGGAAGCUCAGUCUCAGUUCAAAUUCCUUCAACGGCACUAUCCCUUCCUCAAUUUCCAAAUGUGCUCUCCUACAUUCUGUUGCGCUGCACUCCAACUCCUUCUCCGGGCCCCUGCCGCCUGAAAUUUCGAGGCUCGCCGGCCUGAAAAUUUUCAAUGUCGCCGACAACAAGCUCUCUGGCGGAAUUCCGGUGGACCUCCCGCAGGGUGUCAUCUUCUUCGAUCUUUCAGCGAACUCCUUCUCCGGAGAGAUACCCAGAAACAUUUCAAGCCUCUCUCAUCUCCAGUUCCUUAACCUCUCUGCGAAUCGACUUUCAGGCGAGAUUCCGGUGGGCUUAGGUCAGCUCCAACAACUUCAGUACCUAGGACUUUCGUACAACAAUUUGAAAGGGACUCUUCCGUCUGCAAUCGCCAACUGUUCGUCACUGGUCAAUCUGAACGCCCAAGGAAAUGAAAUCAGCGGUGUCAUUCCGGCUGCCAUUGCUGCUCUUCCGAAGCUUCAGGUGAUAUCACUAACGCACAAUAACCUCUCCGGUUUGUUACCAAUUUCCAUGUUCUGCAGUGUUUCGGUAUAUCCUCCAUCCAUUCAGGUCGUCCAGUUAGGGUUUAAUGCCUUCACGGAUAUUGUACCACCCGAAUCUUUUCCAUGUUUAUCUGCUUUACGAAUUUUGGAUAUUCAACAGAAUCUCAUUCACAGCAAUUUCCCCGUGUUUUUGACAAACAGUUCUGCAUUAACUUCCAUAGAUAUUUCUGGCAACUCUUUCUACGGUACUAUCCCUGGUUCCAUUGGAGAGAGUUUUCCUCUGCUGGAGGAAUUAAGAAUGGCUAAUAACUCGUUUGAGGGUGUCAUUCCUGUUGAGAUCACACAUUGCAUUAGUCUGAAGAUCCUGGAUCUGGGAGGAAAUCACUUGACCGGAAACAUUCCUGCAUUCUUAGGGCAGCUAAGAAACUUAACAAGCUUGUCUCUUGGUAGAAAUAAGUUCUAUGGCUUAAUUCCUUCAAGUUUUGGUAAUCUUAGUCAUCUAGUGAAUCUGGACUUGGGAGGUAAUGCCCUCUCUGGAAGGUUGCCCGAGGAGUUAAUGAGAUUAAGCAAUUUAAGCACACUGGACCUCAGUUCAAAUAAAUUCUCUGGAAGUAUUCCUGUGAGCUUCGGAAACCUACAAGAGCUAUCUGUGCUGAACUUGAGUGGCAGUGGGUUUUCUGAUAGAAUUCCUGCAAGUAUUGGCAGUCUUUACAAGUUAAAAGUUCUUGAUUUGAGUAGACAACGUUUAUCUGGAGAACUGCCGUUUGAUCUUUAUGGUCUGCCUAGUCUUCAAGUGAUUGCAUUGCAAGAGAACAGUUUAUCUGGUGAAGUUCCUGAAGGUUUCAGUAGCUUAUUGGGUCUGGAGUAUUUGAACCUAUCUAGUAAUUCAUUCUAUGGUCCCAUUCCCCCCACUUUUGGUUUCUUGAAGUCAUUACUCGUUCUUUCAUUGUCUAACAAUAAAGUGUCUGGUUCAAUCCCUCCUGAGUUGGGUAAUUGUCCUGUUCUUGAAGUUCUUGACUUGCAUUUGAAUUUGUUGACUGGAAAAAUCCCCACAGAUCUUUCUCAUCUCUUGCAUUUGAAGGUCCUUGAUUUGGGCCGGAACAACCUAACAGGUGAAAUCCCAUUAAACAUCUCGAGUUGUUCAUCCCUUACUUCGCUAGUUCUGGACUCAAACCAUCUUUCAGGCCACAUACCGGACUCACUGUCCAGCUUGUCCAACUUAAUGAUCAUUGAUCUCUCGAAUAACAACUUGACGGGAGAGAUUCCUUCUGUUUUAGCCUCCCGUUUUACGAAUCCUUCCUAUUACAGGGGAAAUCGAGGUUUGUGUGGUAAACCCUUGGCCAGUAAAUGUGAAGUGGGCAGUGAUCGCAAACGGAAUAAUAAUAGUCUGGUUAUGUUUAUAGCAAUAGGUGCAAUUGGAGCUCUUCUCCUAGCAUCAUGCUGUUGCUUCUACAUCUAUGCCUCAAUGAGGUGGCGCAAUAAGGUCACUCUGAAGGAAGCCGCAGGUGGGGAGAAGCCAGGUCCCGCGAGGGUUAGCUGUGCACGCCUCAGCAGCGAGAGUGGGCCAAAGCUUGUGAUGUUCAAUGACCGGAUCACAUUGGCCGAGACCGUCGAGGCGACAGGUCAGUUUGACGAGGAGCAUGUGCUGAGCAGGACAGGGCCUGGCGUGGUUUUCAAAGCGUGCUAUGAUGAUGGGACGGUGCUCUCAGUCCGUCGGCUUCCUCCAAAUGGCCCUCGGCCCGAUGAAAACACAUUCAGGAAAGAGGCAGAGGCACUGGGGCGGGUGAGGCAUAGGAACCUCACAGUUCUCCGCGGGUACUAUGCAGGCCCGCCUGAUGACCUCAGGCUCCUUGUGUAUGACUACAUGCCGAACGGAAACCUUGCAACGCUCCUCCAGGAGGCGUCCCACCAAGAUGGUCACAUCCUCAAUUGGCCGAUGCGCCACCUCAUUGCGCUAGGGAUUGCCCGCGGUCUUGCUUUCCUUCAUGCGACAUCAUCCAUCGUCCACGGGGACGUCAAGCCACAAAACGUGUUGUUUGAUGCGGACUUUGAAGCCCAUCUUUCGGAUUUCGGUCUAGACAAGCUGACAGUAGCCGCGCCAUCAGUCAUCCCAUCAACAUCAACUGGGGGUGGUGGGACACUAGGCUAUGUAUCACCUGAAACGGCACUAACGGGUGAGGCCACACGAGAAUCAGACGUGUAUAGCUAUGGGAUUGUGUUGCUUGAGCUUCUUACCGGGAAAAGGCCGGUGAUGUUCAUGGAGAAUGAGGAUAUUGUGAACUGGGUGAAGACGCAAUUGCAGCGAGGCCAAAUUUCGGAGCUUCUAGAACCGGGGUUGUUGGAGUUGGAUCCUGAAUCAUCUGAAUGGGAGGAAUUCUUGUUGGGGAUAAAAGUGGGAUUGCUUUGCACGGCGCCGGAUCCACAAGGCCGGCCCACCAUGACGGACGUCGUGUUCAUGCUUGAAGGUUGCCGGCAUGAACCAGACAUCCAUUCAUCAGGCAAUCCUACCGCCUGCCAACCUUCACCCACCGCCUGAACUGCAUUCGCAAAGUAGUGCCAGAAGAAGCCAAAAAAAUGCGACAAAAGAGUGCUACUGUAGUAUUAGUUUUCAAUUUGACCGUUGAAUGUUGUUCCAAAUUGCAUUUAUUCUAUUUUGUCUGGAGGUUUUAAUUUAAAUGGAAAAGCAAGCCGCGCGGCGUGUGGAACAGGACA